This is a messenger RNA of Aureobasidium melanogenum CBS 110374, 561 nucleotides long. RefSeq lists its product as uncharacterized. The record is from RefSeq and is a predicted model, not a curated record. Bases 1 to 561 code for a protein of 186 amino acids. NCBI's taxonomy places the organism in Eukaryota, Fungi, Ascomycota, Dothideomycetes, Dothideales, Saccotheciaceae. The transcript is spliced from 3 exons.
AUGGCAUCCUCGACACCGCAGCCAGGCACGGUUGAGCCGCCCGUCAGCAUCGACCGAUUGACCAACAGUAACUGGACGAAGCCCGAAUACAAGUUACCCAUCCCAUCGCUACAAUUCCUGUUCCACCUUGAAUGUGAUAUGGAAUCUUUUAGACACAUUGGGCCUGGCCCCCACGGUGACAGGUCCACUGUGAUAUUCAAGGGCGGCCGAUUCGAGGGUCCACGCUUAAGAGGCAAGAUUCUUCCCGGAGGUGGAGAUUGGGAGGUUGUGAGGGACCAUGACGGAGAUCAGCAGACUGCCUUCUUGGAUACAAGAUACAACUUGGAAACACAUGACGGCGCGGUGCUUUUCUUGCGCACGACAGGAACGAGAACUGGAAAGAAGGAAAUCCUUGAAAAGCUGGGAGAGGGAAACAUCGGCCCUGAUCAAUUCAGAAUGCGUCUCAACCUCACCUUCGAAACUGGUGAUCCGAGAUACACCUGGCUCAACUCGGCUGUCUUUAUCGCAAGCUCUGGACGCGUGGGUGACAUGGUCAUCUACGACGCCUACCAAGUCCUCUAA